Molecule: messenger RNA, 2479 nt
Organism: Lotus japonicus
Lineage: Eukaryota; Viridiplantae; Streptophyta; Magnoliopsida; Fabales; Fabaceae
Exons: 9
Coding region: 295-2202 (635 amino acids)
Source: RefSeq, a predicted model, not a curated record
AUGAUAUAAUAUUGAAUUUGUUAGCGUAAGCAGUGGAAGCGGUUGAAGAAAGAAGAAUUGAGAAUUGACCUUAUUGAUGGAAGGGGCAUACGCAUUUGCCAUUGUUGACUGACUCCAAUUUUCAAUAUUUGCAGCAUUCUUUUCAUUAUUACAUCCCUGAAUUGAGUGGCUAACACAACGAAGAAAGAAGAACCACAUCCAUCAUCUCCAUCUAUCGAUCCAUCCAUCCAUCGAUCCAUCUAUCUGUGUGCUUGAUUUGAUUUGAUUUGAUUUGAUUGCAUUCUGUGUCUGUCGAUGAAGAGCUCUCUGAAAAAGUUACGAGGGUUGGGACUUCACAAUCACAAUCACAAUCACAAGCAUCAUGAUUCCAAGACCAUUCUGCCUCUGGGUCAGCUAGAAGAGCUUGCUCAGGCUACACGGGACAUGCAAGACAUAAGAGACUGCUACGAUACCUUGCUUUCUGCCGCCGCAGCAACUGCCAGCAGUGCUUAUGAAUUCGCCGAGUCCUUGCGGGACAUGGGCUCUUGUCUUCUCGAGAAAACUGCUUUGAAUGAUCACGAAGAAGAAACUGGAAAAGUUCUGCUCAUGCUUGGCAAAAUCCAGUUCAAACUUCAGAAACUCAUUGAUAAAUAUCGUUCUCAUAUAAUCCAGACAAUUACCAUUCCAUCAGAGUCUCUCCUCAAUGAACUUCGAAUUGUUGAGGAGAUGAAGCGACAAUGUGAUGAGAAAAGAGAUGUAUAUGAGUAUAUGGCAACAAGAUUUAGAGAGAGAGGUAGGUCUAAAGGUGGAAAGACGGAAACUUUUUCGUUGCAGCAGUUGCAAACUGCUCGUGAUGAAUAUGAUGAGGAGGCUACAUUGUUUGUUUUCCGAUUGAAAUCUCUGAAACAAGGACAAUCACGUAGUCUUCUAACACAGGCAGCACGUCACCAUGCUGCUCAGUUAUGUUUCUUCAAGAAAGCAGUCAAGUCUCUUGAGACAGUAGAACCACAUGUAAAAUCAGUUACUGAACAGCAACACAUUGAUUACCACUUCAAUGGUCUUGAAGAGGAGGAUGGGGAUGAAGGUGAUGAGGGAUAUGAAGAUGAUGAUGGUUAUGAUGAGAAUGAUGAUGGAGAGCUGAGUUUUGACUAUGGACAAAUUGAACAAGAGCAAGAUGUUUCUACAUCUCGAAAUUCGAUGGAGUUGGACCAGGUGGAACUUACCCUUCCUAGAGGUUCAACAGCUGAAGCUGCUAAGGAAAAUUUAGAUAAGCUCCAACGGAAUUUGUUUUCCUUUAGGGUUAGGACAGGUAGCCAAUCCGCUCCACUUUUUGCUGAUAAUAAACCUGAUUCUAGUGAAAAACUUAGACAGAUGCGCCCGUCUUUAUCACGGAAAUUCAGUUCAUAUGUGCUUCCUACCCCAGUUGAUGCAAAGAGUUCAAUCUCGUCAGGGUCAAAUAAUCCAAAACCUUCAAAAAUGCAGACAAAUUCAAAUGAGGCUACAACGAAUCUGUGGCAUUCAUCCCCACUGGAACAGAAGAAACAUGAAACUAUUAGAGAUGAGUUUUCCAGUCCUACGGUCAGAAAUGCACAGUCAGUACUCAAGGAGAGUAACAGCAAUACUGCCACCACGCGAUUGCCACCUCCAUUGGUAGAUGGUCUUUUAUCCUCAAAUCAUGAUUAUGUUUCUGCCUACUCUAAAAAGAUUAAAAGACAUGCCUUUUCUGGCCCAUUGACAAGUAAUCCUAUGCCUACCAGACCUGUCUCAGUAGACAGUGUUCAGAUGUUCUCUGGACCUCUUUUGCCAACUCCAAUCCCCCAGCCUCCAUCGUCAUCUCCAAAAGUAUCUCCCAGUGCCUCUCCUACUAUCGUGUCUUCACCUAAAAUAAGUGAGCUUCAUGAACUACCAAGGCCUCCAACUAAUUUCCCAUCCAAUUCAAGGCUUUUAGGUCUGGUGGGUUAUUCAGGUCCGUUGGUACCCAGAGGGCAAAAGGUUUCCGCUCCAAAUAAUUUGGUAAUUUCAAGUGCAGCAUCUCCACUGCCAAUUCCGCCUCAAGCCAUGGCUCGUAGUUUCUCCAUACCUUCUAGUGGUGCUAGAGUUACUGCAUUACAUAGUUCAAGUGCGCUAGAAUCCUCUCAUAUAUCAUCUAUAUCUGAGGAUAUCGCUUCUCCUCCUUUGACGCCAAUAGCAUUAUCAAAUAGUAGGCCAUCAUCAGAUGGCUAAGGCUGUUGCUCUGGAUGUUUAGACCAGAGGUUUUAUGCACAUUAAUUCCGCUCAGGCCUGAUGCUAGCCCUGUUUACGACCUGGCAAAUUAAGCAUAGGGUCAAGUUUUGCCUAGUUUCAAAUCUGUAAAUAUUCCUCUUACAUAUAGUAGAUAUUCUUUUAUCUGUCAUCAUUAUUGUUAAUCCAACCUUUAUAAUGGGGCUUUUUAUUACUUUUCCCCAAAUAAAUGCUCCAUCAGUUCUAUUGUUAAAUCAUGCGUUUAAGCAAUUGGUAGUAA